Messenger RNA from Symbiodinium pilosum, 612 nucleotides. NCBI's taxonomy places the organism in Eukaryota, Dinophyceae, Suessiales, Symbiodiniaceae. The record is from the annotation of a GenBank genome assembly.
AUGUCAGGUUGUACACGGAAGUUCGUCUGUUGGACAAUGCUAGAGGGCAUACGACUCUGGUAUUGGAGUAGGCUGGACCUUCAUUUGGCAGCACUGGAGCUGGAUCCCUCUUCUGCUCGCUCCUGGCUUGAUGCAGGAGUUGCUCUUUCCACCGAUGCGGAGGUGGAGUUCCAGGGUGCGCGCUGGUCACGGGAAGCUAUGCUACAGAGGGCAGAGGAGCUUGCUCCACGCAGCCCUGCGAGGAAGAAGGGCACUGUGCAGCCAAGGCAGCCUUUGAUGCCAUUGCCAUUGCAAUCGAUCAGCAGCGUCCGACGGCUUGUGUCAUCAUCUCUGGAGUUGCAGGAGAAGGCCUGCAGGCUCCAGCCACGCAGCGCCGGCCGGCGCCGCCGCCUUGCAGCUGCCCUGGGCGCCUGCGACGCCAUGGAAUCGCAGAAGCGACAUGGGCUGCAGUUGUCGCAUCUUGUUGAGGCCUUUCGGCUCGAUCCUUUCUGUGCGGACUCCUGCCACCAACUGGGUUUGCAGCUGCAGAUGACGGGAACCACAAUCUGUUUGGAUGGUCGCCACUGGUCGGCCGAGUCGUUGCUGGCCCGGGCUGUGGCGCUGCGUCCGCAG